ACUCCGGCGAGCUCCGGCCGAGGGGCUCCUUCCUCCCAGCGUGGCUGCUGAGAAGCGGACGCUGCUAGGAGUUUUAACCGGUGUUUUUCUCAUUUGUCAGGAUUAUACGUUAAGUAUCAGCUGGUUUGGGUACAGCUCUGCGUAUCGUGCGGCUGCGGGUUACGCCAGGGCAUCAGCUCUAGAGCCUUAGCUGCUGCCUCUUGGUUUACGCAUCCUCCAAACAAAUUUUAAGAUGAAAGUGUCACAGAUCCGGGGGCCCCUCCCUGACGGGAUCCAGCAGAGACACAGAGCCAGGGAGGGAAUGGAUCUAGCCAGCGGCAACCAUGAAUGAAUGGAUGAAGAAAGGCCCCUUAGAAUGGCAAGACUAUGCGUACAAAGAAGUCAGAGUGACAGCCAGUGAGAAGGAGUAUAAAGGAUGGGUUUUAACCACAGACCCAGUCUCUGCCAAUAUUGUCCUUGUGAACUUCCUUGAAGAUGGCAGCAUGUCUGUGACCGGAAUUAUGGGACAUGCUGUGCAGACUGUUGAAAUUGUGAAUGAAGGGGACCAUAGUGUGAGAGAGAAGCUGAUGCCUUUGUUCAUGUCUGGAGACUGCAAGGCAUACAGUCCUGAGGAUCUGGAAAAGAGAAAGAACGGCCUGAAGAAAUGGCUGGAGAAGAACCACAUCCCCAUUACUGAACAGGGAGCUUCACGAAGGACUCUCUGUGUGGCUGGGGUCUUGACUAUAGACCCACCAUAUGAUCCAGAAAAUUGCAACAGUUCUAAUGAGAUUAUUUUGUCCCGUGUUCAGGAUCUUAUUCAAGGACAUCUUGCAGCUUCCCAAUGAGAGGCCAAGAACUGUGGAUACACGGAUUGAAAUGACUUCAUUUUUUUAAAAUUCUUUGUUGUUUUUGGUAAAAUCAAAGAUGGUGAUUAUCAGUGCUAAUAAGUGAACGGGGCAAGGAUGAGUUACAAAAAUAAAAUUAACACAGGGACAUCAGAAUUAUGAGAGUCUUUUCUCUUGAUGGGGAUACACCACCAUUUCUGUGAAGGUAUGUGGAAAAGAUGUAACAUGUUAGAUUCAGUAUAAAAUGCUAAGGUAAAAU
Hippopotamus amphibius kiboko is the source of this 1083-nucleotide messenger RNA. It is a transcript of the gene GEMIN6, whose product is annotated as gem nuclear organelle associated protein 6. Gene Ontology annotation, cellular component: nucleus; SMN complex. The transcript has 3 exons. Lineage: Eukaryota; Metazoa; Chordata; Mammalia; Artiodactyla; Hippopotamidae. Gene Ontology annotation, biological process: spliceosomal snRNP assembly; spliceosomal complex assembly. Gene Ontology annotation, molecular function: RNA binding. The coding region runs from base 324 to 824 and encodes 166 amino acids. The record is from RefSeq and is a predicted model, not a curated record.